Capsicum annuum is the source of this 2158-nucleotide messenger RNA. Its product is annotated as E3 ubiquitin-protein ligase MBR1. Lineage: Eukaryota; Viridiplantae; Streptophyta; Magnoliopsida; Solanales; Solanaceae. Gene Ontology annotation, molecular function: ubiquitin protein ligase activity. Bases 314 to 1951 code for a protein of 545 amino acids. The transcript is spliced from 6 exons. The record is from RefSeq and is a predicted model, not a curated record.
UUGUCUUCUAUAUAUUCUUCACUCAUUUCCCGAUUCUACAGUCUCUCUUCCCUUUUCUCUCUCAAAAAAGAGUUUUUUUCCUUUUUUGUUUUGGUGUAAAAGAAGAAAGAAGAAGUAAAUUGAAGAGAAAAAGGUGGAUAAAUUAAUGGAAUAAUAAUUCUUUGUUUUUUUUGGGUAUUGAAUGGUCGUGAUAGUGUAGUUUUUAUAUUUCUUGGGAAAGAAGAGUGGCAGAAAAUGGAUUUUCAGUUGGUUUUACCGAUUGUUUUUUGGAUGAUUAUGGUUAGAUAGAAAUAAAUGGUGCUUCGUGUAAGACAUGGAGGAAUAUUCUGUUAAAAGAGCUGGCAAUGGGCUUGUCGCCCCCAGAAGAGGUUUAAGGGAAACGGCUGAAAGCAAAGAUAAAAAUGUUCAGUAUUGUUCUAGACUUGGAUGUAGUGGCCGAGUCAAUUAUGCGAAGAGUACCAGAGUUGGAGGAAUGGAGAAACCCAGACCUCUGAGGCCUGCUUUUGGUUCUUCAAAUGGAAAGGAAGUAAUUGGGAGUUCAUCUGUGACAUCUUCUGGAAUGACUAGUGCAAGAAGGUCAGGCAAGGAAUCUCAGAGAAAAUACUUUUCUAACGUUGAAAAUAAGCCAUCAGAUACCCGUUCCUUAAAUGAAGAGCCAGAAGUUUUAAAACAGUUGCAGUCAUCGACUGAGCAUCAAUUCCAUACUGGAUCCAGCAAAGUUUUAUUUGCAGAAGUUGGCUGUUCUAGUGGAACACCGAGCAAUAGACCUCAAAAAAUAUUUGGUCAGGGACCUGGUUCUUCCAGCCAAAAGAGUCCAGUGGAUUCCUCGGUUUCGUCAUCAUCUAAAUGUAUUAGUGCUGGGACAAGGGGAAGUAGUAGUGGGGAGGGAUAUAGGUUGAAAAAUCUGAAGUGCAAUUCCGUAUCGGAUGCCCUCUCAUAUAGUUAUUCACCAUCAGAAUCAAGUAUUAGUAGAAGGGACACAGUGAAAAGGAGAAAUACUGAAGGUGAAAGCAGUUCAUCAUCUAAAGGGAAGAAAAUGAGCGGGGUAUCACGAAAUGAAGGACGUGUCAUUCGUCCCGCUAUUGGAAUCUCCAUCUCUGAUUCAAGGAGUAGUAGAAGUUCGGAUUGCAAUGAGGGGAAUCGUGCUGUAUCAGUUAGGACCCACAGGUCUAUGAAUGCGAGUACUAGGUUAAGGGGUCCGAUUCAGGAUUCAUUGCAUACUAAGUCGUCUUCUGGCUUAAGCCGAAAUUUACCUCAGCCUAAAACUCCAAUUCUAGAUAUACCUAGUUCAUCUAGUCAACUUUUCACGGAUUCCUCAUCAAGUGAUUAUAGUGCUUAUAGUUUACCUGGAAAUGAUGACGAAGAUGAUGAAGAUGAAGACGAAGGUGAUGAUUUACCUGGUGCAGUACCAUUCACUUCAGCAGAAAUCGACAUUAAUCGAUUUGUGAACCGUGAAGGUUUUCAGCGAUAUAACAUGGAUGGAGUUGCUCAGGUAUUGCUAGCACUUGAGAGAAUUGAACAAGAUGAAGAGUUAUCUUAUGAGCGACUACUAGCGUUGGAGACCAAUUUGUUCCUCAGUGGCCUUAACUUCUAUGAUCAGCAUAGAGACAUGAGACUAGAUAUCGAUGAUAUGUCCUAUGAGGAAUUAUUAGCACUUGAGGAGAGGAUUGGCUCUGUUAGUACAGCUCUGCCCGAGGAAGCACUAUCAAAGUGCCUCAGGAGAAGCAUUUAUCAAGGUAUGGCUUCAGAGACAGAAACACUAGAAGCUGACGGGGAUGGAGAUGACGUCAAGUGCAGCAUUUGUCAGGAGGAGUACGUGAUUGGAGAUGAAAUAGGGAACCUGGGAUGUGAGCACGGGUAUCAUACCGAGUGCAUAAAGCAGUGGUUUAAGCUCAAGAACUGGUGCCCUAUCUGUAAGGUUGCAGCAGAAUCACCGAAAACGCUAUCUUAGUUUUUGAAAUCUUUAAGAAUACUUUAACCCCAGAUGUGGGAAGCUGUAACAGUUUCCCUUGUGUACAAAUUCAUCUAGGGCUGGUUUUUGUGGAUUUCUUCAAUUCAUUUUUCUUGUACUUAAUUUGCUCUUGCCAUAUGAACCAAUAAGCCCAGGCCUUUUUUCUGGCUUUGUGGUGGUGAAUGCUAUCAUAUUCAUUUCCUUCAA